AUGGAAGGUGGUAAAGGACUAUUUAUAAGACAAAGGAGAACAAGAAACGAAGCAACGUUUUUGGUUAGAAACGAGGCCAAUUGGCUAGAGCCACGUGUCUCCGAGAAUUUAAUGAUGGCUGAUCAAAGGGUUUUCAUUUUGCUUAAGUAUCAUGAACACGCAUUUGAAUAUGAUUAUGCAUUGAUGCAUAGGUGCUAUGAUGUAGUGAGGGUAAAACAUUUUACGAAAACACACAAUGGUCCUCCUCGCCCAUUUGGUGGCUCAGUCACCAGUGCCUCAGCUCUAAUAGGAGGUGUCAACAAUCAGGUCGUUGAAGGCGACACACCAACACAAAAGAUCACUACACUACUACGUUACAACACUCUUGGGCUACAUGCACAACACUACUACUACUACAACCAACCAUGCAAACCUCUUUCUCACUCUCUCUCCACGCCUUGCAAAUUUGGCUCAACUAAACAGGAACCAUAUGUCCACAAAGAGGACCAAUUACAUUCAAUGUCAACUUCUGUAGAUUCGCAAACUAAAUCCAACUGCCCUGUUUGUUUGGGCAACCUCGGUUGCCCAACAGUGCGUUCAAGAACAAAAUUGAUGAGUAUUUUGAUAGAAAAGGGGAAGCCUCAAGAAGCCGAUUCCAUUUUCAACAGUAUUACAGAAGAAGGACACAGACCAACUCUUAUAACGUAUACAACUCUUGUAGCUGCCUUGACCCUUCAAAAGCGUUUCAAGUCCAUUCCUUUACUCAUAUCUAAAGUGGAAGAGAAUGGACUGAAGCCAGAUUCAAUAUUGUUUAAUGCCAUGAUCAAUGCUUUCUGUGAAGCUGGAAAUGUUAAGGAAGCAAUGAAAAUUUUGCACAGGAUGAAGCGGAGUGGAUGUAAGCCCACAACCAGGACUUUCAAUGCCCUAAUUAAGGGGUAUGGAAUUGUUGGUAAGCCAGAAGAAUCUCUGAAAUUGCUAGAGCUAAUGUGGGAGGAAGAAAUGAAACCAAAUGACAGGACAUUUAAUAUUCUAGUUAGAGCCUGGUGUAAUAAGAAGAACAUUACGGAAGCAUGGAAUGUGGUAUAUAGGAUGGUGGCAUCUGGUGUGCAACCUGAUGUUGUCACCUACAACACACUAGCAAGGGCUUAUGCUCAGAAAGGGGAGACAAGUAAGGCUGAAGGAAUGAUAUUGGAGAUGCAAAGAAAUAAAGCAAGGCCUAAUGAGCGUACGUGCGGUAUAAUCAUCAACGGUUAUUGUAAAGAAGGUGAUAUGACAGACGCCUUGAGGUUUGUGUACAGAAUGAAGGAUCUUGGUGUACAUCCAAAUCUUUUUGUUUUCAACUCACUUAUCAAAGGAUUUCUAGACCUUUCAGACAGAAAUGGGGUUAAUGAGGCACUGACAUUGAUGGAAGAAUUUGGGGUUAAACCAGAUGUGAUAACAUUUAGCACCAUAAUGGAUGCAUGGAGCUCAGCCGGGCUCAUGGACAAAGGCAUGAAGAUCUUCAAUGACAUGGUGAAGGCUGGAAUAGAACCUGACAUCCAUGCAUUUAGUAUUCUUGCAAAAGGCUUUGUGCGCUCUGGAGAGCCUGAAAAGGCUGAAUCACUCCUGACUUUCAUGGGCAAAUCUAGUGUACACCCAAAUGUCGUGAUCUUCACUACCAUCAUCAGUGGAUGGUGCAGUGCAGGUAAAAUGGAGCAUGCUUUGAGAGUUUAUGAGAAAAUGUGUCAAAUGGGCAUUCCCCCCAAUUCGAAAACUUUUGAGACUCUAAUAUGGGGAUAUGGAGAAGCAAGACAACCAUGGGAAGCAGAGGAAUUGAUCCAUGUUAUGGAAGAGAAGGGUGUUGUUCCUGAAAAGACCACUAUUCAACUUGUUGCUGAUGCUUGGCGAGCCAUUGGUUUAGUGAAUGAAGCCAUGAGAAUUUUAAAUUACUCCGAGAAAGAAUGUGAAGUAGUACAAAACUAUAAGAGGGGUGAGAUACCAGAGGAUAGUUUGCAGAUUCAUAAGAAACAAAAUGUUAGUGCCGCUUAUUCUAAUCCUUUGCAGGUACCUAGAGUAGUUGCAACUAAACAAAAUGGGUCAUCUAUUGCUAACAUAAGCAGCAGGUUGGUGCAAAAUGGAUCUGAGAUUUUAUCUGAGAGCAUGCGGAAUGCCACUCUUUCCAUGGUUCUUGCUCAUACAUGUGCAUUUGGUGCAAGGCCAAUGAUUAUAUGUAGGAAGCAGUUUCAAAGUCGGGUUGGGAUAGGCAGGCAUUUUGUAAAUACAUGUGGAGCAGUGUUUAUAAACUGAUGAGCAAACAAUGUGGCUGCAGUGAUCCUUUCUUGACUAUGAUGAAAUGCUAUCCUAUGAA
Molecule: messenger RNA, 2326 nt
Organism: Quercus lobata
Lineage: Eukaryota; Viridiplantae; Streptophyta; Magnoliopsida; Fagales; Fagaceae
Product: pentatricopeptide repeat-containing protein At5g25630-like
Exons: 6
Coding region: 1-2265 (754 amino acids)
Molecular function (GO): protein binding
Source: RefSeq, a predicted model, not a curated record